AUGGGUGUGCACACACACGUGUGCAUGUUGUGCAUGUGUAUAUGUGCACUGUGUGUGUGUGCACGCUCUGUGUAUGUGCAUGAUGCGUGUGUGUGUGUGCACUGUUUAUGCACUCGUAUUUGUGUGUGUACUUGUGUAUGCGUGCAGGCGCACCAUGUUUGCAUGCAUUUGUGUGUGUGCACUUUCUAUGCAGUUGUCUGCAUGCGUUUUUCUUGA
Elephantulus edwardii (Cape elephant shrew) is the source of this 216-nucleotide messenger RNA. RefSeq lists its product as uncharacterized. NCBI's taxonomy places the organism in Eukaryota, Metazoa, Chordata, Mammalia, Macroscelidea, Macroscelididae. Bases 1 to 216 code for a protein of 71 amino acids. The record is from RefSeq and is a predicted model, not a curated record. The transcript is spliced from 2 exons.